AUGAUCAGCACAAAGGAUCAUGGGAGUAGCUCUGAGAAGCUAUCUUCUUCUAUGAAUAAAUCUACUGAAGUGGAGGUGGAUGAGAAAUCAGUGAAUCAAGACACUACAGUUCAUGAAACAGGAGUUAAGAGAGCUCUUUCCUCGCGUGUUGUUUCCAUGGUGGCCAUUGGUGGUACUAUUGGAAGUGGUCUUUUCAUUGGUACGUCUGAACCUCUUAGAAUUGCAGGUCCUGUCAACGCUUUAAUUUCAUACAUAUUCUUUGGUGUUUUGGCUUAUUUUGUCACCCAAGAAUUGGGUGAAAUGGCAACACACACUCCAAUUGCAGGUUCUUUCUGUACAUUCAAUACUAAGUAUCUAUCAAGGUCCCUUGGUUUUGCAACCAACUGGUGUUAUUGGUUUUCUUGGGCCGUUACUUUCUCUAUCGAACUUUUUGCUGUUGCCCAGGUUAUAGAAUAUUGGACUGACGCGGUUCCUAAUUGGGGUUGGAUGCUUAUAUUUUAUGUCAUUCUCACCGGCGCUAACUUUUUCCCUGUUCGGUACUAUGGUGAGAUUGAGUUCUGGAUUGCAUUGGUCAAAGUUUUAGCUAUCAUAGGAUUCAUAAUAUACUGCUUUUGCAUGGUUUGUGGUGCUGGUGCACAAGGUGCAGUUGGAUUCCGUUACUGGAGAAAUCCUGGUCCAUGGGGCCCAGGUGCCGGAUACGUGAAGGACAUUGGUACGGACAGAUUUUUGGGAUGGCUUUCCUCAUUCAUUAACGCUGCAUUCACUUAUCAAGGUGUGGAGUUAACUGGUAUCUCAGCUGGUGAGUCAGCCAAUCCAAGAAAAACUGUUCCUAAGGCUAUCAACAAGGUUAUUAUCCGUAUUUUGCUUUUCUACAUUUUAACUUUGUUUUUCAUUGGAAUGCUCGUUCCAUACAAUGACCCUAACCUUACCAAUGACACCACCUUCAUAUCUUCUUCUCCAUUUUUGAUUGCAAUUCAGAGAAGUAAGACUCCCGUGUUACCAGAUAUAUUCAAUGCUGUUAUGCUUUGCACGAUUAUUUCAGCAGGUAACUCGAACGUUUAUAUUGGUUCUCGUAUUUUGUACUCUAUGGGUGGAUUAACUGCUCCAAAGUGUUACAAAUGGACUACCAAGACUGGAAUUCCAUGGGUUGGUGUGCUUACUACUUCCGUUUUUGGAUGCUUGGCGUUCUUGAAUGUUUCCACUGGAGGUCAAACUGUGUUUGGAUGGUUGGUGAACAUUACUGCUGUUGCUGGUUUAAUAUGUUGGAUAUUUAUCUGUGGAGCACAUCUUCGUUUCAUGUCGGUGCUAAAGUCUAGAAAUAUUUCUAGGGAUACGCUUCCUUUUAAGGCCAUCGGUAUGCCAUUCUUUGGUUGGUUUACAUUCAUUGCCUUGAUCAUAAUUAUAUUCGUUCAAGGCUACGGCGUUUUCUUUGACUUUAACGCCAGUGACUUCUUUGCAAACUAUAUCUCCUUAAUCUUAUUUUUCGUGCUUUGGCUUGGAUCGCAGUUCACUAUGUAUAGGCAUGAUCCAUGGCUCAUACCGAAGGAUAUGGUUGAUAUAGAUAGCGAUGCUCGUGCGAUUGACGAGGAAGGCUGGGAUGAAGAUGAUGGCAAAGAAAAGUCUCGCUGGGAUAAGUUCUGGGAUACAAUUCUUUAA
This is a messenger RNA of Brettanomyces bruxellensis, 1656 nucleotides long. RefSeq lists its product as uncharacterized. The transcript has a single exon. Gene Ontology annotation, molecular function: amino acid transmembrane transporter activity. The record is from RefSeq and is a predicted model, not a curated record. Gene Ontology annotation, biological process: amino acid transmembrane transport. The coding region runs from base 1 to 1656 and encodes 551 amino acids. NCBI's taxonomy places the organism in Eukaryota, Fungi, Ascomycota, Pichiomycetes, Pichiales, Pichiaceae. Gene Ontology annotation, cellular component: membrane.